ACACGAAGGUCGAAUUCUGUGUUCCAGACUACUGCACGAACGAACACAUAAUAUAUUUUCCAGCAACUACAGCGUGAGUACCGAUCUGAAAGAAAGAUUUGAUUCAGAUCAUAAAAACUUGCAAUUUUGUAAAAGUUUGUAUGUUACGAAUUUAGUUCCCUUUUUAAAGCUGUGAUUGGAACUAUACCAAGUUUUCAAUAAACGACCCCGAGGCAAGACUUCUUUUUAUAAUAUAAUAAUAUAUAUGAAUUUUGAUGAAUAUGAUUUAAUUCAUAUUAUUUGAAAUUGAGACUCUAGUUCUAGGCCUACUGGCCAUAUAAUGGAUGACUCUUUUAAAAAUAGGCCUUCAGUGUAUGAACAUCACGACGGGUACUUCAACACUCGAGAGCCCGUUCCGCACUCCCUAGAAUGGUGGUCCCAAAUGUCAAAUAGUCAGUGUAGAUACUUUGGUCACAAAAAUUAAACCUUAAAAAAAAAAAAUGGCAUAGUUGAAUAGAGCUAAUUUUUAAAAGAAUUAUAACACCAAAAUCAUAUUUUUUGCUGUUGUAGUUUUAAAGUUAUGUAUUUUUAAAGUAGGGCCUACGACUUAAUUUGUCCUUUUUUAACAUGGACCGCAUCUCCAUUUUCUGGUACCCAAUUCCACUGUUCGCGUAACGAUUUAUAUAACUCUUGUUUUAAUGAUGAUUUUAUUUUCAGAACUAAUGCUGUAUUAAAAAAAUAAGUUUAAUAAUGUUAACAAUUAUAGAUAAAUUGUGGCUUAUCUAACUAUGCACUAUUUAUAUCAGUAAAUUUAAUAUAAUGUAUUAAUAUAUGGCUUUUCUGUUUACCAAAUCUACGACGUCCAUUAUACCAAUAUUUGCUAUAUAGUCUAUAUAAGGCAACUCAUGCCCUAAUUACGAAAAUACUGUAUGGGAACUGUUGAAUUUUCAACUUUGGUACAUGACUAAUUAAUUAAAGCUUUCCCUGACCUAGUUUAAUAGUUUUUGCACUCGGCAAACAUUUAUGAAGGAAAUCUCUGAGAUAGUAGUAAAUAAUAGCCAUUAUGCAAGUCACUGUGAAUGGCCGCCAUGACAUUUUGCACACGCGAAUUUUGAUCAUGUAUAAUAUGGACUCUACCGGGUUUUUUAACCUCAAAUUAAAAUAUUAUUCUUUCAAUAACAUUUAAAUUCAUUCUAAAACAUAAGUUAUCAAAUAUUUUGAUGAAAAUAGUGGAAAUAAUUUAAUAUUUCCUAAAUAACGGCGUCUUCCGCAACUGAAAGGGGGCGUGGUCACUUCCUUAUCGAAAUUGGGCUGAGCUACAUUACCAUAUAGGGGUUCUCUCAAGUGAGCAUAACAAGUGACCGACAUGUCCUAACUCAUUGAGAAUUGACUCAAAUACACAUCGAUAGAUAAUACAGAAUAAUACUUUUUUUUAAAGACAUAAAAGUUGAACUUCUAUACGAAUUUUAUAGUGAAAGAUGCCUUAUAUUUUAAGGGGAAUCUCAAAAUACAGGUCGAUUGAAAAAUUUUAAAAAAUCAAUGUAAAUGUAGGCCAACAUGUGUACCUAAUUAUAAGGCCGGAAACUGAACUCAAAUAUAUGCCGAAAGCACUCAUUUAAUAAUAAAUAGACACAUGCAUCGGAAAAUUAAAAACUCAGAUUUUUCGGCGCCGAUUGCCAUUUCCGAUACACAAAAAGUAGUAGCCUCCCUUGGUUUACCAAAGUAUCAAGUCAGUGCCUGGUUACCAGCCUUAUAUAGCCAUUGAUAAUUGGUGAUGUAAUUGAUAACCUCUAAUUUUAUUUGCAGAAUAAUUUUUGCUUGUAAUAAUAUAAAAUAAACAGUACAAUGGCCAGCAGACUGCAAGCGCCGGUUCUAUUUUCAGGAAACAUUCUGCAAAGUUAUGACACAACGCCGAAGGCACUGUAUAGUAUCACUGACAGAAUGACAGCAUGCUUUGUCUUUGGUUAGUGUGGCUUGCAGAACAGUGUUUAAUACGAAACAGCAAUUCAACAGAGAUAUUUUUCUUUAUUUUUCUUCUUUUUUUUUUAGGAGAUGAUGAUGAAUAAGAGCUGAAGACUGAAUAAGAUUGCGAUCUUCAAUAAAAUAUAUAAAUUUAAAUAGGCCAUUAGACCAGGGGGACCAAAUCAUGAACUGGAAAAAAUGGGACACACCCAAGCAGGGUUGGGGGGGGGGGGGUACCCUCCAGCAAAAGAGGGGUUCCGGGGCCUCCGCCGGAAACUGUUUAUUAAAAUAUGCUCAUUUUAACUAUUUUGAGACCUAGAAAUCUUUUUAAAUUUAUCGAUCUUCAAUAAAAUAUAUAAAUUUAAAUAGGCCAUUAGACCAGGGGGACCAAAUCAUGAACUGGAAAAAAUGGGACACACCCAAGCAGGGUUGGGGGGGGGGGGAUACCCUCCAGCUAAAGAGGGGUUCAGGGGCCUCCGCCGGAAACUGUUUAUUAAAAUAUGCUCAUUUUAACUAUUUUGAGACCUAGAAAUCUUUUUAAAUUUACCUUCACUUUUGUAAUUUAAUUUAAACUCUGAGGCAUAUCAUAAAUGAAAACAAUAAUUUUGCCGUGAAUACUUAUUUUAUACAUAAGAUCUAUGGCAGGGACACUGUUGUUUACACAGUAACACAGCAUCAGCAGAGCGGUGGAUGGGAAACAGUGCAGCCAUCACGCAAGCCUACAUCACUACUGGCACUUCCUACACAGCUAGCCCAAUUUACUUGAAGUUAUAUUAUAAAUUAGGAAGUUGUAGUGAUUUGAAAAUGUUUAGUUUUAGAAAAGGGACAUUUAGGCAUUCCGAGAGACUUUUUCGGGACACCGGGUACAAUCGUGAAAAAACUGGACAAUCCUGUUUUUACGGGAUGUUUGGUCACCCUGCAUUAAACAUAAACUCUUAAGACACCGUACACCAGUUAUCGGUAGCUAUUAGGCUGGUAGCCGUGCACUUUCUCAUGAAAAGUAUUUUAUUUGAGAUUUGGAACCACCAUUUUUAUUUGACAUUUGGGAUCACCGUUCUGAGGAGUGCCGCCAGGUCCCUAUUUCAAGAAGAAGAAAAACUUGGGUCUAUUUGCUUUAAAAUACAAUAAAAUGAAGUCUAUGCAGGGAUACAAAUAUGCCUUUUAGUCAGUUUUAUGAUGCUAAAUGUCACAUUCAAUAGCUAAAUUUUUGGGGGAAAUGUCAUCAAGAAAGUGUCACUGUUUCCCAAACUUGGUAAAUGUUGGUUUGGUGCGCCACUCAUUUCCCAUCUAGAUAUGCUGCAAGAAGUCUCAACAAUCUGAGGUCUCUCCCUUCCCCCAACUAAAACGUGUGCUACAGUACACACUGUGGUGAGGAAAGUAUAAAAAUGAAGAAAAACAUUUCAAAAUAUUUUUUUAUUGAAUACAAUUUGACACCAUUUAUUGCAGGUUCCACCAAAAAUAAAAUAAAAAAGUUGUCCUGAAAAUCAAUAGUCAAUAAAAAAUACAAUUGCCUUUUUCCGAAUGCCGGAAAAUUUAAAUAUUAUAAUUAGCCACCCAAUGAAAUUAUAAUUAAAACCUAAAAGAAAAGAAAAGUUAACUCUUUUAACAAUCCAAGAAUAAACAAAAGAGAGAAUCAUAGUAAUCAUACACUGAAACUCAUCCUGGCGCACUGAGCCAACAUUAGCCCCCAAACUUUUGUUACUUUUAAGUUUCAUGGACUUGUGGAUGUUUGCCACUGCACCAACCAUCCAUAUGACCAUAAAUGUCAUCAAUCUGCAUUCAUCCAAGGCAACAGGACUCUAAUGACCAUGUGAAAAAAGCCCUUAAAUGUCCACGUGUGUGAUCUGUUUAUACAGUUCCAUAACAUGUAUUUUUUCCCAGGGAAUGGUGAAAUCCUAAGGUUUUAAAACAGUAACUUUGUCAAGACGGACUCUAUUUAUUUCAAUUUAUUUAAAUUCAAUACAGUGUAACUGACAGUGACAGGAAUCUGCUAGAACUAGCAUAAUAAACAGAUGAAUUAUCAUUAAUUACUUCUAAAUUCAUAAUGUGGACUAAUUUUCUUUUAAUUGCUUUACUUCGAUUGGAUGAAAAUCAGACUUCAAACAAGCUAUUUUCAUUUAAAAGUUGUGAUUUAUAAUAUAUCCAUUUAGGAAAGACAUAUACAUGUUAGAAUGCAAGCACACCCGAGGAGAGACCAUUUAUGCAUUUUUCUUGUUGCUAUGAUAGUAUAAAGUGUUUCCAGGAUGUGCGGAUAAUGUGAAUCCCUAACUUUUGAGCAUUUUUUACCCAAAAUUUCUAACAUAAUACACUGAAAUAUAUGAUCACUAUUAACAUUUAAUGCGAGCCAUUACAUUUUUUUUGGUUCUAGCAGUAAGCCUACACAGUUUCACUUUAAGUAACAGAUUUAUCCAGUUUCUUGAAUCUUGUGCAUACUGACCAUGUAAGGCUUUCAGACUGGUGCCUGUCUGCAGACCACCAUUUGGGAAUGAACAUAUUAAUCUAGUAUAGUAAAUAUAUUUGUUGUUAAUUUUUUAGACAAGUCACUUAUGUAAACUACUAAUUUUUUUGUUUAUUUAUUGGAUCCACCCAUCGCUGUGGUUCUACAGCCCAUGUAGGGCUUUGGCCUGCCUCACUACUUUCUUCCACUCAGCUCUAACUAAUGCUUGUCUUUUCCACUUCCACGCUUGAAUUGCCAGGUGCUGUAGACUUUUUCCACAUCAUCUAUCCAUCUAAGCCUAGGUCUGCCUUGGGCCGUUUUCCUCUGGAGUUUUGAUGAUGUACCCUCUUCACUCCUGUCAUUUGGCAUUAUUUCUAAGUGUCCUGCCCAGCGUAGCCUACCUUUUUUUUUCUGCUACUAGCAUGGGAUCCUGAUAUAGACUGUAUAAUUCCUGGUUGGUUCGCGUUCUCUAUCCAUAUUAAUCCUUUGUUGGUCCAUAUAUUUUCCUGAGAACUUUUCUCUCCCAUGUGUUUAAAAGGUUUUCUGCCAUUUUUGUUAGGGUCCAAGUUUCACUUGUGUACGUUACAACUGGUGUGAUUACAGUUUUAUAAAUAGUUUGUUUUGUUUUUCUUGUAGUGUUUUUACUUUUGAGUAUUUUCUCACUACUGAAGUAGGCCCUGUUUCCGGCCGAUAUUCUUUACUUUAUUUCUGUUAGUAAUUUUUGUUUUCCAUUUACUAAAGAUCCUAGGUAUUUGAAUUGAUUUACUUUUUCAAAUGUGUGGUUUCUAAUUUUAAUGACUUUAUCUGUCUGUUCUUCUGUCAUCAUGGUCAUGUAUUUUUUUUUUGGUUAACUUCCAGUCCUGCUUAUAGUGAUGUGUCUUCUUAUUCAAUAAAGGCUUUUGAUUUGUCUUUAAUACUUUCCCUAACAGUGCUAUGUCAUCAGCAUAUGUAAGAUACUGAUGGGGUUGAUAGCAGAGCGUGCCCAUUGUGUGUGGGUCUUGGGUCUCCCUGAGAAAGUAUCCUGUUAUUGUUCCUCAUGUGCCAAUAUGUAUUCUUCUCUCUAAUGUCAGGUUAAAUAGCAUACAAGACAGUGAGUCUCCUUAUCUUAGGCCUUGUCUAAUCUGAAAUUCCCUUGAAUAUUCUCCCUGAAUCUUGAUUUUGCUUUUUGAGUUGUUAACGCUACAUGUAUCAGUCUUGUCAGUUUGUUGAGUAUGCCAAACUCCUGCAGAGUCUCAUGCAGAUAUUUUCUUUUGAUGCUGUCUUGGGCCAUUUUAUAGUCCACACAGACUUGAUGUACUGGUAUAUUAUAUUCGUAUUUCUCUAAUCGGCAUCUGAUGGUGAAAAUCUGAUCAGUUAUUGAUCUGUUUUGCCUGAAUUCACGUUGAUAGUCACCUAAUAUUUUUUCAGUGUAUGGUUGUAGUCUUUUGGCAAUUAAUUUUGUCAGUAUUUUGUAUGUAACAUUUUACAGAGAAAUUCCUCUGUAGUUUGUGCACUGAAGUUUGGAACCUUUUUUGUGUAUUAUUGUUGUUUGUUUUUGUUUUUUUUGGGGGGGGGGGGGGGGGGUGUUUUUUUGUUUUUUUUUUUUUUUUUUUGGGGGGGGGGGGGGGCAGUUAUUUUGUGAUUUUUUUUUUUAUAUAAUAAUCAUAGUUUCUUCUAGAGUUGGGGAGCUCAUUAAAGGGUCUGGUCCUCCAUGUGGUUGUUGAUAAUUUGCAUCUUGUUGUUUAUUGCAGUACAAUUAUAUUUAUAGUAAGGUUUUUCCUUCAUUGCUACAAAAUUGAAUUUUGAGGCCUUAACAGACCACAAAAUUGAAAUUCAAUCUUCUUGACAGCAGCAUGGGGACCUUUUUUAAAAGUUCUUUAACAAAAUUCGGUGACCUGGAUGUUAUGAUAUCAAACCUUGCUGUUUUUUUUUUUCAAGUAAUCAACUUAAUAUAUGCAUAAAUGAUAUUCACGCUGCAUCAUUUUUAUUAUUUCUUAAGUAUUCAUUCUUAGUGUGAGAAACCAAAGGUCUUCCAGGGUAUUUAAAAAAAUCAAAUUUAAACAUUUUCCAAAAGGUUCUUAGUUUUUAGUAUUUUGAUGAAUAUAUAUAUGGUUGGUUGGUGGAGGUAUACAAUUAAAUUGAGAAAAAAAUAGUGCCUAAUGGCCUGCUUACUUUAUAAGAGAGGUCUUUUGGGGGUUUUUUACACUUUUUUUAUUGUGCUAAAUUUAUUACAGUACAGCAGUUGUAACUUAGAAAGUCAAUUUUUAAUAUCAUGCCAUAUUGGCUGCUAUCUUUUAAUGCUGUUUAAGGUUUUUUCUCCACUUAGGGCUUACCACCUCCCCAAGAAUAUCUACCUUUCUAGGUUAAUUUUCCAUUCCAUCUUAGCAUUUACCCGUAUUAUAGUUAACCCUAGAUGAUUUCAAACUGGCAACCUCCAGGUCAAGAUGCAGGCAUUAUAACUGUUGCUCCACAGGGUGUGAUUUCUGUAUGAGUGGUGUAUUUCAAAGCAUUUCCAAAAUGCACAUACUUGGCAUUUUCAUAACUAGAAAUAGUUUUAACCCUUUAAUAACUGAACACUUUUCAACCCUCUUUGCAUAGAAAAAUUGAAAUUCUUGGAUUUGAAUUGAAGAUUGCUUGUAAUUUUGUUUAUUCUUAAGCUCACGAAGACUUAUUGAUAUCACGACCAAAUAAACCUGAACAUUGAAUUAAGUUUUAGAGUUUGGAUUAUCAAGACAACAAAAUUGCCUUACUUUGACCCUAAAAUGAACAAAACAAUGUUCAUGAAAAUUUAAAGCCAUUAGUUUCAGGGCAUAUUGAGUUGAAGGAAGAAUAUUCUUCCUUGUUUCUAUUGAUAUAUAUUUAAAUUAUGGACACCAUUGCUUUCUAUCAUUGAAAGCAAUUGUACAACCUUUGAUACAAUUUUCUACUCCAAAUCAUGUAUGGAUGAAAGCAAUGGCUGAGUAGCAAAUGCAAGUAAGCUUGUUUUAAACAUCGGUACAAAUUUGCUUGCUUUGGGUCAAAAUUUUUUAAAACUUUUAAUUGACAGAUGGCGACGGCAAAACCAGCACUUCGUAACCUGCUCAUGAAUAAGACAAAGAAGGACUUCAUCAUAGCCCUUACAGUUUCAAUAACAUGUGCAAUGGCCUACAAUUUUGGUGUCAAAGCUCAGAGAAGGAAGCACUUUGAGGAAUUCAAUAAGUUAGUUUUAUUUUUUCAUUUUUUUAAAUUUUGAUUAAAAUGCCUCAGUUCUGACAUAUUUUUAUAGUCUUUGUCCUGCUAGUUUACAUGAUGUAGUACCUGUGGGAAUUUUUAUUAUGUUAGCUAUAAUGUGGGAGAAAACACAUAGAUAAGACCAUGAUUUUGUUAAAUUCUUGAGAUUUCAAAAAAAAAUCUUAAAGCUUUCCCCACAUCUUUUUACACAUACAAGACCAUUUAUACUGAUGCCAUAUACAAGACCAUUUAUACUGAUGCCAUAUACAAGACCAUUUAUACUGAUGCCAUAUACAAGACCAUUUAUACUGAUGCCAUAUACAAGACCAUUUAUACCAAUGCCAUAUACAAGACCUUUUAUACCGAUGCCAUAUACAAGACCAUUUAUACCGAUGCCAUAUACAAGACCUUUUAUACCGAUACCAUGUACAAGACCAUUUAUACCGAUGCCAUAUACAAGACCAUUUAUACUGAUGGCAUAUACAGACUGAUGCAUAUACAAGACCAUUUAUACUGAUGCCAUAUACAAGACCAUUUAUACUGAUGCCAUAUACAAGACCUUUUAUACCGAUGCCAUAUACAAGACCAUUUAUACCAAUGCCAUAUACGAGACCAUUUAAUUUUAUACUGAUGCUAUUGAUGUUUUAUACCUUCAAAAUCAUUGACUGUGUUAAAUUAUAAACCAUUUUGUUUUACUUGCUCAGAACAUUUGAUAAUGAUGCACACUACGAAAGAUUAAAGAGUAAAGGUGUUUUCCAGUUUAACUUGGGUUCUAAAGACGAGGAAUAAAUUAGAUGGAAUUUUCAGGUAUAGUUACUAGUUGCUUCUUGUACAUGUUGUAAAUGACCAGUAAAUGACCAGUAAAUGACCAGUAACAAUAUUGUUUUAUGCUUUUAAAUUUUCUAAAAUUUGUUGGAAAGAUGUUUAACAAUCAAGGAGUGAUCAGUGAAGGCUUUUGAGUUUAUGUACUGUGAAUUCAAGUAUUUUGUGCAGGGAAACUAGUCUAAAUAAAUGACUCAAUUAUUAAAUGAUCCUUAGUCUAUAUAAACAAGAAAUAACCAACAGUAAUAAUCAUUAAAAUUGAUUUUUGUCUUAAGUUUCCACAUGUGCCAUUUCAAAGUGAGUUCUCGAAGAUUCAAUAUUUUAAUAUCUAAUUCUGCAAAUUUAGGACCCCCUCCUUUGAAUUAAAUAAUAUCAACAGAUAGAUUAUUGAUAACAUUAUCAUAAUUUUCAGGGUUGAAAACUGACUUAUGCUCUGUCAAGUUUGGCAGAAAAGGCUUCAAUAUGUUUGACAAAAAGAAGAAAAUCACACUGAUAGAAAUUCCAAAAUACAUGUCAAAUUUGGAAAGGGAGAAAAUGAAUUCAUGUUUAAACAUUCAAACCAAAAAUGUUAGUUUCUUUAGAAACUUGUUGACUGAGCCUAUGCAGGUUGUUGACUGAGCCUAUGCAGAUUGUUGACUGAGCCUAUGCAGGUUGUUGACUGAGCCUAUGCAGGUUGUUGACUGAGCCUAUGCAGGUUGUUGACUGAGCCUAUGCAGAUUGUUGACUGAGCCUAUGCAGGUUGUUGACUGAGCCUAUGCAGAUUUUUGACUGAGCCUAUGCAGGUUGUUGACUGAGCCUAUGCAGAUUUAUGACUGAGCCUAUGCAGAUUUAUGACUGAGCCUAUGCAGAUUUAUGCCACUCAGAUAAUAAUAAUGGAGUUUGAGACAUGAGAUACUGACACUUUUUUGGGUGGAAAGAGAAAGGUGGGGUUAGAGGUUAUUGAAAGAGAAAGGUGGGGUUAGAGGUUAUUGAAAGAGAAAGGUGGGGUUAGAGGUUAUUGAAAGAGAAAGGUGGGGUUAGAGGUUAUUGAAAGAGAAAGGUGGGGUUAGAGGUUAUUGAAAGAGGAAGCAAAGAUUGCACAAGUUAAAAGGCUACUUUCAUGGGAUUGCUGCAAGAAAAUGGAUCCCCAUUGUAAACACGUCUUAUUUUCACUUAAAUCUGAUGUUCAAACUUUGGGCAACUUUUCUUUAUCAUCUUGUAUGGCAACCAGUGGCACAUAGUGGCACAUAGAUCACCUAGGAACUCAGUCUGUUGUUUAGUCUGUGCCCACUCUUUCCAUGCCAUUCCCAUUACCUCAGACUGUGUUCUUCCACUCUCUUCUUGUUGCUAAUGCAUCACCAUCUGUAGUUGUAUUUCCUGAUAAACUUGCCUGUUGACCCAGUAGAAGUCUCAACUAUAUUUGUUCCAUUGAUUUUUUUGAUGUUCUCAAUAAACUUAAUACUCCCCUGCUUAACUGAUGUCCCCUAAACUCAUUGCUAUUAUCUUUAUGUGUACGUAUUCUUUUAUGUUAAAUGUUCAGAGAUGACCGGUAGCUUAUAUUCUGACCAUGUGCGUUGUUAACGCCAUUGAAGCGAAGCUAAUGUCUUGUGUCUAUUACAUUACAGGUGCCAAUGGCUUGCGGCAUGACUUCCUAUCAAGGCUGGCUAGUUCCAUUACCAGGACCGGUUGUUUCAAAAUAAUUUAAGAUUUGUUGAAAGGUUUUUUCGAUGAUUGUUAGUGUGCGUGUGUGAGAGAACCUCCAUUAAACAAAGUUAACACUAAUCUGGUCUUCUGUUUGUUGAAAAAUUUCAAGGUGGUGUGCGCUUGCAAAUAUUUGUGACAUAUUUUUUGUUGGUGAAACUUAGAUGAUGGAUUAAACUAUUCAACUUAAUAAUA
Lymnaea stagnalis (great pond snail) is the source of this 10264-nucleotide messenger RNA. Lineage: Eukaryota; Metazoa; Mollusca; Gastropoda; Lymnaeidae. The record is from the annotation of a GenBank genome assembly.